Molecule: messenger RNA, 1590 nt
Organism: Tuber melanosporum (Perigord truffle)
Lineage: Eukaryota; Fungi; Ascomycota; Pezizomycetes; Pezizales; Tuberaceae
Exons: 3
Coding region: 44-1444 (466 amino acids)
Biological process (GO): proton transmembrane transport
Cellular component (GO): vacuolar proton-transporting V-type ATPase, V1 domain; fungal-type vacuole membrane
Molecular function (GO): proton-transporting ATPase activity, rotational mechanism
Source: RefSeq, a predicted model, not a curated record
CUAGCUCCCUAGCUCCAUUACAUUCCAUUAUUGACAGCUCGCAAUGUCCCUCGAUACUCCCAGAUACCUUUCGGAGCUUUUCUUGAACAUACGUGGCCGUUCUAUUGCUUGGGAUGCUCACGUCCGCGCUGGCUUGAUUACAGAUUCAGAUGUCAGAAAGAUCAAAGCAAUCGAUAAGGCAUCGAAGGAGAAGCAGGUUAGCGUGGUUGAGAAAGAUGUCGACGGCUACGCUGCACUCGUCCUAAGCCCCGGAGGAGUGUUGAGGAAAGCUACGGAUGGAAAGAGAGUGGAUGUCGUGGCUUAUAUGCUCGUGUUAUUAGGUGAUCUUUUGGAGGGUGUUCCCGCGUUCACCGACUCUCUCUUAUCUCUUCCUCAACCAUUUGCUCAUCUCCUGUCACUGCUAUCACACACGGAUGAAUCAACACCCCUCCUCAGCGCAUCUGUCCUUACUACGCUUCUUACCGCCUACCUGAAAUCUUCAGUAAAGCCCUCUAGCGAUGCCCGAGAUGCUCUUCCAAAACUGUACCGUUUUUUCGCAGGCCUCACCGAAUCACCAGACGGACAUCUCCAAGAUAUAGCCAUUCAAUCUUAUGUUUCACUAUUGAGAAGCACGUUUGCUAGGACCACUUUCUGGGACAUGGAGGAGGAGACUGUGGCUCCUGUAGUCAAGAUCUUGGAGACGGCGGCUGCUGGAAAUGGCAGUGGGAGUGACAGAGUCACAGGUGUCACUGGUGGGACUGGCAUAGUUCAAGGAGGGGUGGGGUUGCAGUUGCUGUAUCAUGUUUUACUUGUGAUUUGGGAACUCACGUUCGAAGAGCUGGUGGCUGAAGAAAUUAAUCCGAAAUAUGAUGUGAUUCCCCCCAUAGCUGAAAUACUCCGUUUAUCAUUGAAGGAGAAAAUCACCCGAUUGGCUCUUGCGAAUCUUGCAAACCUUGCUACAGAAUCACCAUCUACCAACCUACCACCUCUUCUUCUCUCGAAUAUACUUCCAUACCUUCAGCAACUUUCUUCACGCUUUACUCCCGCAUCCGACCCAGAUAUUACAGCCGACCUUUCGUCCCUAAUCGAAGCCUUGGACUCUUUCCAAUCCUCACAAACAACACUCUCAUCCUACCGACUUGAGAUUAUUUCUGGUCAUCUCCGCUGGUCCCCGCCUCAUCGCAAUGAAGGUUUCUGGAAAAGGCAUGCAAGAGAGAUUAUGGAUGACACAGAGCUUGUGAAGGCACUUUCUCGAGUUUUUAGCAGCAGCUCAGACAAGACUGUACUAGCCGUUGCUGCGAACGAUGUUGGGGUUUUGGUUAGAGAAGCCCCUGGGAGUAGAAAGAAGUGGGAAGAGGAAGGUGUUAAGUCUAGGGUUAUGGAAUUGAUGGGUGAUAGCGACCCGGAGGUCAGAUAUGAGGCUUUGAAGGCAGUACAGGGAUUCCUGGCCAAUGCUUUCAGUUAGGUAGCGAGCGAAUUAGACAGCUAGGCCUGAAGCAUUGGUUGCAUCGGAUAUACGUUUUCUGAAGGGGUUUAUUAUUAUUUUCAACCGGAGGGACACUGUAUAUAAGCAAUCCGUCUCGGUCUGUUACGAUAUGAUACCUUUUUGCA